AUGACACAAGUAGCUCAAGUUUUUGAAGCCUUGGACAAUGUAGCUAUGUAUGGUAGCAAAAAUACAAAUAAUACUGGAAACUACAAAGCAAAGAGGAGUCAGGUUCAGUGUAAGUAUUGCCAUUACAAGGGACAUACAAAAGAAAAUUGCUAUAAGCUAGUUGGAUACCCUUCGGAUUUCAAAUCCAAGAAGAAGGGAAUCAACACUGGACAGUAUGCAAAUCAAGUGUGUGGUGCAGAGUUGAAAUGCACGGAUAGAUAUACUGUGGGGAGCAACGUAGCUUCUAGUGUGACUCAACAAGGCAGGGGAGGGAUUUACUCUAAUUCAGAUUGUUCAUAUGUUGUCCAAAGGAAGCACAGAAGUAUCAGACUCAUCAAGCAAAUCAGCUGCUGCAGGUAUUUUGAGCAAGUGAAUGCUUUUAUGUCUCAUUGUGUUACUGACAAGUGGAUUGUUGAUACCGGGGCAACAAAUCAUAUGACUUCAUGCCUAGACAUACUGCACAAUUAUAGGGCACUUCCAAACAUAGAAGAAAACAAAGUACCCUUACCCACUGGAAGUGUGGACCUCUUCAGUGGUCAGGUGAAGGGGAUUGGUAGAGAGGAGCAUGGAUUGUACAUACUGCAUGGGAGCACUUCUAUAUCAGCCUCAUCUCAGGCAACAAAUAAGUGUGUCAACACAGCAAAUGAUGUUUUCAUUUCUUCUUCUAUUUCCAGUACUUCUUCUAGUGUGUCUAGUUCUAACAUUUGCAGUUUAUGGCAUAAGAGGUUAGGACAUGCUCCUAUAGACAUAAUAAAGAAGAUAGAGACACUGAGUAAGCUGACAACAGUGCUGAGUUCAAGCAGUUAUUGUCUAGUCUCGGCAUUGUCCAUCAGAGUACAUGCCCAGCAGAAUGGGGUGGCAGAAAGAAAACAUAGAACUAUUUUGGAAAUGGCCAGAUCUAUCAGGUUUCAAGCAGCUGUGCCUCUAAGAUUUUGGGGAGAAUGUGUUACUAUAGUAGUGUAUUUACUCAAUAGGUUACCUUUUAAGGUAAUUGGGUACAACUCACCUUUUGAGAAGCUGUAUUUGCAUCUACCUUCUUUAUCUCAUCUCAAAGUAUCUGGUUGUUUGUGUUAUGUAACAGCUCCUAAAGUUUUGGACAAGUUUUCACCUAGAGCAGUGCCUGCUGUGCUCUUAGGCUACUCCUCUACUCAAAAGGGGUAUAUAUUGUAUAACUUGCAUUCCAAAACCUUUAUGGUCAGAAAUGUUGUGUUUCAUGAAAUUGUGUUUCCUUUCAAACAUGUUAGAGAUUCAGGAACUCUAGUUUUCCCUGUUCUGGAUCUGUUAUCUUCUGAGUGGAAUGCUGCAACUCCUAUCUCCUCUUCAGCACCCACAGUCGAAGAUUCAACUGAGCCUGCUGCAGAUUAUAUGUCAUCAGAGUCCUCUGCAGACAUUCCUACCUUUCCUACAGACACAACUACUUCUGAACUUAUCAUUCCCACUGUGAGGGACUCUCAGAAUGAUGCUUGUGCUGACACAUCUGCAACUUAA
Nicotiana attenuata is the source of this 1527-nucleotide messenger RNA. RefSeq lists its product as uncharacterized. The transcript is spliced from 4 exons. The record is from RefSeq and is a predicted model, not a curated record. Bases 1 to 1527 code for a protein of 508 amino acids. Gene Ontology annotation, molecular function: nucleic acid binding. NCBI's taxonomy places the organism in Eukaryota, Viridiplantae, Streptophyta, Magnoliopsida, Solanales, Solanaceae.